Dipodomys ordii (Ord's kangaroo rat) is the source of this 4499-nucleotide messenger RNA. RefSeq names its product guanine nucleotide binding protein (G protein), alpha 13 (gene Gna13). Bases 42 to 1175 code for a protein of 377 amino acids. Gene Ontology annotation, biological process: Rho protein signal transduction; adenylate cyclase-activating G protein-coupled receptor signaling pathway. Gene Ontology annotation, cellular component: heterotrimeric G-protein complex; brush border membrane. NCBI's taxonomy places the organism in Eukaryota, Metazoa, Chordata, Mammalia, Rodentia, Heteromyidae. Gene Ontology annotation, molecular function: guanyl nucleotide binding; G-protein beta/gamma-subunit complex binding; D5 dopamine receptor binding. The transcript has 5 exons. The record is from RefSeq and is a predicted model, not a curated record.
CCGCAGGGGCCCGCCGAGGCGGCGGCGGCGGCGGCGGCAAGAUGGCGGACUUCCUGCCGUCGCGGUCCGUGCUGUCCGUGUGCUUCCCGGGCUGCGUGCUGACGAGCGGCGAGGCCGAGCAGCAGCGCAAGUCCAAGGAGAUCGACAAAUGCCUGUCGCGGGAGAAGACCUACGUGAAGCGGCUGGUGAAGAUCCUGCUGCUGGGCGCGGGCGAGAGCGGCAAGUCCACCUUCCUGAAGCAGAUGCGGAUCAUCCACGGCCAGGACUUCGACCAGCGCGCGCGCGAGGAGUUCCGCCCCACCAUCUACAGCAACGUGAACAAAGGUAUGAGGGUGCUGGUAGAUGCCCGAGAGAAGCUUCAUAUUCCUUGGGGAGAUCCUGAAAACCAGCUCCAUGGAGACAAGCUGAUGGCAUUUGACACCCGGGCCCCCAUGGCUGCCCAAGGAAUGGUGGAAACCCGAGUGUUUUUGCAGUAUCUUCCUGCAAUAAGAGCCCUGUGGGCGGACAGUGGCAUACAGAAUGCCUAUGACCGGCGUCGGGAAUUCCAGCUGGGUGAAUCUGUAAAGUAUUUCCUGGACAACUUGGAUAAACUUGGAGAAUCAGAUUACAUUCCAUCACAGCAAGACAUUUUGCUUGCAAGAAGACCCACCAAAGGCAUCCACGAAUAUGACUUUGAAAUUAAAAACGUCCCUUUCAAAAUGGUUGAUGUGGGUGGUCAGCGGUCAGAACGGAAACGUUGGUUUGAAUGCUUCGACAGUGUGACAUCCAUACUCUUUCUUGUUUCCUCAAGUGAAUUUGAUCAGGUGCUCAUGGAGGAUCGACUGACCAAUCGCCUUACAGAGUCUCUGAACAUUUUUGAAACCAUCGUCAAUAAUCGGGUCUUCAGCAAUGUCUCUAUAAUACUCUUCUUAAACAAGACAGACUUGCUUGAGGAGAAAGUGCAAAUUGUGAGCAUCAAAGACUAUUUCCUGGAAUUUGAAGGGGAUCCACACUGCUUACCAGACGUCCAAAAAUUCCUGGUGGAGUGUUUCCGGAGCAAACGCCGGGACCAGCAGCAGAAGCCCUUGUACCACCACUUCACCACUGCUAUCAACACAGAAAACAUCCGCCUGGUUUUCCGUGACGUGAAGGAUACAAUCCUUCACGACAACCUCAAGCAGCUUAUGCUCCAGUGACAUACAUGAGACUUGCUGUUAUAGUACCUUUUUGUGUUUGAUGGUUUUCCGUUUGUGUCGUUUUUUUUUAAUAGCAGUUUACAACAGGAAUUAGAAAACAAUCUUGAUUCUGUGUUUAACUUCUUGGAAAUCCUAGUCCUUCUGCUGCCUUUGGUUUGUGGCUGAAAGCUGCUGAGUAAUGAACGCAUUGUUGUGUUUGCUGGAGUUCAGGUUUUAGCCAGUUUCAUCAAGCUUCCACUCAAGUCCUGUUGUAAUUUCCUGGCCAACCUCAGACUAGGUGUGUUUCUUUUGUUUUUCAAAUUGAAUCCUGUAGUGCCAAGUAGAGACAGUGUAGGAAUGAGGCUAGGAAUGUUCAGUAAAAGGUCUUUAUCUGCCUUACAGAGAGAGGAACACAGGAUGCCUAGCUUUAGAAUGACCAUGUUACAAAAGGGCUAUUGGAAAAGGUUUGAUCUAAGAAAUGCUAGUCUAGAUUACACAGGUGUGUUUAUAAUUGCUUAUACACACAACAGCUGUUUUGUAAGUUGCUUUGGUUCCUGGAGGUAGUGUUCUUAGUGUUUUAAAGUUUACAUAAGGAUUUCUGGUCUGAAGCGAGUGAGUUCACAAAUGGUACCAAGGAGCAAAAAAGACAAGCAAAUGUUAUAUAUUUUGAUCAAAAGUAAUGGGUAAAAUGUAACUUGCCUUUUUCAUGUUUAUUUAUCAUGUAAUUUAAUGUGCCAUAAGCAAAACAUUUGGGCCCAUUGCAUGACCUAAAACACGCAAGCACCUUGGUAGCAGAAGUAGACAUCCCUGUCCCGAAUGCCACGUGGCUUCUCCAGUCCUGUGUCAGGGGACUUGCAGCUGGCUGGAGGAAACCACUCCUGCAUCCCCGCCUUCCUCCACUCUCCUGUCCCCGCCCAGUACCUCCACACUGUGGCACUGAACGGAUUCUUUGUUUAUGUGGAGCUGGCCAAGGGCAGUAUUUUCCUGGCAGAUGACUCAAGAAGGCAUUGUUUGAGAUUCUUAUUCAUUCUUGGUGUGUCUCUAAAGAUGUACAGUGGGUACAUGUUUGCACAGUUACUGUGUGUGAGAUGCCAGCUAUGUUGAGUACAUUUUAUCUGUUUGGAGAAUGCUUCUAAGGAUAAGUAGUCUUUUUGUUGUUGUUGUUUUUGUUCACACAUUUGACCCCUCCCCCCACCCAUACCAGAUUAAACUAAGCCCAUCACUUUGUGAUUUCAGAUACAGUUCGCAGUAUUAAAAACUGCUGUCUUGUAGGUUCAGUGUAGUGUUAGCAUUGGAGAUAUAUGUGUACAAAGUUAGGAACCAUUUGCAAAAUGUGCCACUCUUGCUUUUCUUGAUAAUUGUGAUGAAGACUGUGAUAUCUGUCACUUUACUGUACAGCUGACUGUGUUCUCAGGUAUUCUAUUGGCCCUUCAAAGAUUGGUCAACAUUGUGGAUCACCCAGCCUUUCCAAAUCAGCGGCUGUUGUUUUGUCUAGCGGUGAGAUAUAGGAGCUGGGCCUGUCAGUGCAUGAGCAGGGAUUCAUUCUUCACGUGCUGACUCUUCUUGCACCAAGGUGUUACUAUCGCUGCAUCUGUGUGAACUCAUGUUUUCAUGCCUUGGUAAUACAUGAGCUUCAGACACUGAGCCCCUCAACCUAUGCAGGUCUUCCUAGUAUAACUCCUGCAUGUCUCAGUCCUUCUACAUCUAGUGCUUCUUGCCAAAAGAAUGCAUUGUUUGAAUCUUCAGGAUAGCAUAGCUCUAGAUCUAAUGAAUUUCUGGAUAUGUGCAACAGUAACAUUUGGUUUGUUCCACAUAAAUUCAGCAAACAAUUUUAUUGGAUGGCCAAGACAUUGAAUACCAAUGAAGGCUGAAGAGUGGACUCUUGGUCUUAUUGAGGUGGUUUGGUAAGAACUAUAAAUAGUACCCCACAUUUCUCUGUUUUACUAUCACCAAGCAAUGUUAAAACACCAACUAGACAAGGUAGCGUGUUGGCAUCUGCGGUUUUCUUCUGAUGCAUGUGUAGUGGCUCAGAAUCAGUGUGCUUUUAAAAUAAGACCCAGAAUGUAUUUGGAGGCAGUAAAUUGCUUCUGUGCUACUUAAGCAAACUUGUGUGGACAUCUAGUAUAACUGUGAGGCUCAACAGAAAGGCUUUAAGCUGCACAUUUCUCUAGGCUGCAAUGUGAACUAUUCAAGUGGUGUCUGAUAGCUAUGUGAUAAAAACUAGGUCCUUUUGAAUUGAAAUACCACUAUGUGAAGAGGGAGGUGAAAUGUCAUGAACCCAGUGGAAAAGGUGCUUAUAAUAAUCCUAAGCUAACUUCUCCCAAACCUCUAAAAAGGUAAGUGAAGUCAGAUUUGAAAUUCUUUGCUGUGUUCAAUUUUCCAAAUCUUUGGUUAUGAUUUGGAAUACAAUGUGCCUGAUCUAUAUCACUUUCUGUUCUUAAAUCUGAAUGCCUUCUCAUUUACUUAUCUGAGGAGAUGCCACACCAAGUCUCUUCAUUGACCUUCAAGGAGUUCACAGUAUACAGAGUUGCCUUAUAAAUCAAAGAACAACACAAAUUUAGACCUUAAUUUUUUUAUAGGGAAAAGGUUUUGUCAGUGUUCUCCAAAGAUCUAAAUAAUUCAAGACAUAUUUCUUUCACAUAAAUAUUAUCUGAAUAGCCUGAAUUUUUGCUUUCUGCCAAAUGUGCGAUUGAAAUCCUCAUUUCACUUUUACUAUCUAUAACGGGCGCUUGCUAACCCAAGUGCUUCCACAGCCAAAGACAACAGCGUGGAAUAAAGAAGACCACUUCUGUUUUCUGUCUUCCACCCACUACUGAUGGGUACUUUACAUUGAGAAUGGCCUCCCAAUUCAUCUCGCCUGGGACUGUUGAGGGAGAUCCUUGUUCAGUUUGUGACCAUGGUUAGUUCAAAGCAGGAGGAAGAAAGCCUACCUUAAUACCACAGUGAUCAGAAGUACUGGUUUUGAUUCAGCAACAAAUUGCAUGCCCAAUAGUUACAUCUUCAAUUCAAGUGCAUAUCCAGAUACUUCUGUCUUACGUUUUUCUUAAAAUGUGUUUUUCAGCAUUAGUAUAACUAUCUGGUGAUGCCUUGUUUAUAUGAAGAAUGAAGUUACUGAUUUAGGCUGUUAUAUCCUGAACCUGAAAUCACUAUUUGAGAAACCCUUAAAUCGGUGCUUUCAUUAUCCAAUGCUACAUGUAGACAAACCCCACACAAGCCAUUGGACAGGAUGUAAUGAGAAGGCCAGCUAUCAGUAUUAACCCUUCAUUUGUUUGGAUCCAUGAAAUCAUGCUUGUAAAACCAGUUCAACCUUUGUAACAAGCUCCCUAAUAAAUCUAGAGAAAGCCA